Cynara cardunculus var. scolymus (artichoke) is the source of this 1287-nucleotide messenger RNA. RefSeq names its product probable galacturonosyltransferase-like 9. The transcript has a single exon. Gene Ontology annotation, cellular component: Golgi apparatus. Gene Ontology annotation, molecular function: glycosyltransferase activity. The coding region runs from base 57 to 1193 and encodes 378 amino acids. The record is from RefSeq and is a predicted model, not a curated record. NCBI's taxonomy places the organism in Eukaryota, Viridiplantae, Streptophyta, Magnoliopsida, Asterales, Asteraceae.
UAGCAGAUAUGAUUUACUGACGAUAACAGAAACAAAGCUUCAAGGCAUUACCGGAGAUGGUUGAUUUUCGGUUUUGCCGGCGAUCGUCGUCGUCAAUUGAUGCCGUUGUGGUUGUUCUUCUCUUCUUAUCCAUCCCGUUGCUCUGCCUCGGGAUUCGUUCGUUUCCCACGAAUGGCGAAAUCAUCUCCGAUGAUUUCUUCGGGUUCACGGAGGCGCCGGAGUAUCGCAACGGCGUUGACUGUUGGCCGGAAAUCAUCCACGUCGCAAUGACACUCGACUCAGAGUAUCUCCGUGGAUCAAUCGCCGCCGUACACUCCGUCCUCCGCCACGCCACCUGCCCGGAAAACAUCUUCUUCCAUUUUAUCGCCGCCGAGUUCGACCCAGCGAGUCCACGAGUCUUGACCCGACUCGUUCGAAACACCUUCCCGUCGCUCAACUUUAAGGUCUACAUUUUCCGGGAAGACUCGGUCAUAAAUCUGAUAUCGUCAUCGAUCCGCUUGGCGCUCGAGAACCCGUUGAAUUACGCCCGAAACUAUUUGGGCGAUAUACUUGACCCGAAUGUUAACCGGGUCAUCUACCUUGACACCGACGUCGUUUUAGUCGACGACAUUCAGAAGCUAUGGAACAUAACCCUACAAAACAACCGGGUUAUCGGAGCUCCGGAAUACUGUCACGCAAACUUCACCAACUAUUUCACCGACAACUUCUGGUCCGACCCGGUUAUGUCCAGGGCAUUCGGGUCUAAAAAACCCUGUUAUUUCAACACCGGCGUGAUGGUGAUGGAUAUGCGAAAAUGGCGGGCCGGAAAUUAUCGCCGGAAAAUUGAAAAAUGGAUGGAAUUACAGAGGAAAAAGAGGAUUUACGAGCUGGGUUCGUUGCCGCCGUUUCUACUGGUGUUCGCCGGUAAUAUUGAACCGAUUGAUCAUCGGUGGAACCAACAUGGACUUGGAGGGGAUAAUGUGAAGGGCAGCUGCCGGUCACUGCAUUCCGGUCCGGUGAGUUUGUUACAUUGGAGUGGAAAAGGGAAGCCAUGGGUGAGGCAUGAUGAGAAGAGACCGUGUCCGUUGGAUCAUUUGUGGAAGCCGUACGAUCUGUACAAGAGUAAUGAAGAUCAUCAUCAUCGUCAUCAAUCUCAGCCGUUGGAUUUUUCAUUUAGUAGUAAUUUUCUUGGAUAUUCGAAUUAUUUGAUUUGAUUUCAUUGAAAAAUCAUUUUUUUUAAUUUUCUUUUUUGGAUUUAGAGAUUUUGAUAGAUGGUUACAGAAAUAUAUAGAAAAUUGGUUGUUUUAA